UGUCAGUUUCUUUGAAACCUGCACGCCGCGCUGCGAAUCCCAACUCAUAAAAAAUACACCGCAGCAAGGUUGCUAGAUUGUUUACCACUAAUAAUUGGAAAUUAAACGGUGGGCUUCGAUUUUUUAGCUAAUACUGGCACCACUUCCUUAUGUGUUGAUCCACCAUAACAAACAAACGUCAAUCGGUUGUUGGUUCGUGUACAGCAAGAAGAACGAAGUAAAUAAUUCUCUGGUUAAAGUUGCUUACGUGAUAUUUUACGAGUUUGUUUCAUUUAGUCCGUGCAGUGCAGAAGAUAUGAAUCAGCUUAUUGUUGACCGGAAAGUGAGCGAUGUGGAGGAGGAGCUUGAAGAGGCGCUGGAGGAAGAAUACCUGAUUGAGGAUCCACAACACAAUGCCGAUUUGAACGAGGACCCAUUCGCUGAAGAUGAAUCGCAGAAGUGGCCAUCAACUAAUGACAACAGCACGACGCCGUUCAGUGACCAGGGAGAUUCAUCCGUUGAUUCGACGCCAGAUAGUGGGGGCGUAGUUGAAUUGCCGGAGAAGAAAAAGUAUUACUUUUCAGCAAACUACUUCGUCAAAAAGUAUACGAGGCAAAAGAAUGGCAUAUGUAUCAACGAAAAAUCUAACGUACCUGAAAAAGUUUUCGGAAACAACCUAUCAGAAGUGCAGCGAUGCAUUUGGAACUUUGUCAAACCCCAUCUGUGCCGAGAAGUUGAUGUACAGGAAGCUGAUGGAAUCAAAGUGGCUUGGUUAUUGAAAGAGGAACCGGACAUUCGUGACAUACAUAAGUUUGUCUACCUGAGAGAUUCAAAAAGAAAGACUCUGAUCAAAAUGGACCAGCUGGGAGAAGGAAAGCUGAUGUUGAACUGGAGAGAAAAAGUCAUGAACGUGUUUGCCUUCGCCUGUUCACAGUCUAUCAGCUCCGUGGCCAUAUGGGAGGAAGUAAACAAAUGCCUGUUGAAACCCAGUGAUACAGACAGAGCAGGAGCACCCAGCAAUGUAAUCUUGGAUGAGCUGGUUCAGGAUUUAAGGCACAAGAAUUCUCAUUUGAGAAGCCACGAUUCCGGUUGGAUCCAGUGGGCCAAUUGGAUUCACUCGUCUCCGGCGCACCUACAAGAAAGUUUGAUGACGCAGCUUCCGCCUCCAGAGUUGAAAGCCAUGUUUUGGUCUCUACCUGUCUCCGAGGGAAGCCGAGCAGAGUGUCUACGUGAAGGUCUAGUUGUGGCACAAAAUAUCGUACAAAAUCUGGCUCCCGAUAUUCAUGCCUUGUGCGACAAAGCAGAACAACUCACAAACCUUGCUUUUGACGUGAAAGUGGCGGCUCAAGGCUUGAAGGAGAGAUUGGACAUGUGCAGUAGACCUGUUCACUUUGAAACUUUUUUUCUCCGAUUCUCGGUGACACAUCAAAUUAUCAAUCCACAUGCAAAACCAAGGCUUCAGUCCAAAAUUGAGCCAAACUGAUGAAGAUUUAAAGGUGUAUCAAAUCGAUUUUGUGUUUUUUUAGCCGUUUUCACAGAAAUUUACUCAGAAAUUCACAAAAUUGCUCCGAAAAGAUGCCGGAGAUACCGUUAAGAUAUAGUUAGAACAAUACUCUACAACUUUGCCAAAGAUACUACGGUGUUUAAAUUGCGUAUUUCGAAGUUAUUCAACAAUUUUAGUUGAAAAAUCACGAAAAAACACGAUAUUUUUACGAUUUUACAUAUAAAAGUCAUGUAAUUUUACAUUGUUUUAGGUGACUAAAUUAAUUAGCGAUUACUCCUUUGUGUAACGAACAUUUCGUCCAUACAUCGUUUUUGUGUAGGAAUUCGUUUUCAUUGACUAAUUAUCAAAAGUAUGUCACGUUGAUACUAAAAAUCGCACA
This is a messenger RNA of Aedes albopictus (Asian tiger mosquito), 1862 nucleotides long. RefSeq lists its product as uncharacterized. Bases 296 to 1462 code for a protein of 388 amino acids. The transcript has 2 exons. Lineage: Eukaryota; Metazoa; Arthropoda; Insecta; Diptera; Culicidae. The record is from RefSeq and is a predicted model, not a curated record.